Messenger RNA from Sphenostylis stenocarpa, 240 nucleotides. Lineage: Eukaryota; Viridiplantae; Streptophyta; Magnoliopsida; Fabales; Fabaceae. The record is from the annotation of a GenBank genome assembly.
AUGGUUGUUUGCGUCUUGUUUGCGACGAUGGAGAAACAACGUUUGAGCCGCUGCCAGGUGCAUAGAGUGGUUCGUCGCGGUGUUGGUCUCUCCGUCGUGGUGGCACACAAAGAUCUGUGUUGGUCACUCCGUCAAAACGUGCGUCGUCUUGUCACAGAGGCAUGUCUAGUUCUCGUGGUGGUGGGUCGUUUGAUUAUAGUGGAUUUGUGUUUUGUGUCGUUGGUUGACAUCAGCGAUGUC